Messenger RNA from Nakaseomyces glabratus, 2238 nucleotides. It is a transcript of the gene SDA1, whose product is annotated as Sda1p. Gene Ontology annotation, cellular component: nucleolus. The record is from RefSeq and is a predicted model, not a curated record. Gene Ontology annotation, biological process: ribosomal large subunit biogenesis; ribosomal large subunit export from nucleus. NCBI's taxonomy places the organism in Eukaryota, Fungi, Ascomycota, Saccharomycetes, Saccharomycetales, Saccharomycetaceae.
AUGGUAAAGAGAAGCAGAGCUGCAAUUUUACCAACCAAUAUAAUUCUGUUGCAGAAUUUGGUCAAGAGAGACCCAGAGUCAUACUAUGAGGAAUUUCUACAGCAAUAUGCCCAUUAUGAGUCCUUAAGAGAUAUAUUUAUGUUAGGUAAUAUGGCUGGUGAGGGCGAUGCUACGACGAGCGGUGUUGAGAGUACAACUGGUUCCAGUGAGGGUAAUACUUCUACAUCACAGUUGAUUGAGCUAAUUGGUUUUGUAUCGCAAGUGUGUUCUUGUUUCCCUAAGGAAACGCAGAACUUCCCAGAUGAACUGAGAGAACUACUAUUAGAGCACCACAAAUCACUGCCGUUCGAACUUAAGGAGAAAAUAUUGACCUCACUUACCAUGCUUAGAAACAAAGGUGUUAUUACAGCUGAACAACUAGUUCAAACAUUUUUCCCAUUAUUGGUGGCAUACUCAUCUCAAGGUAACACGCUAGGUAUUAAUUCACAUGCCAAGGAACUGAGAACUCUUGUGUAUAAGAAUUUGAUCUCACUGCUGAAGAGUUGCAAUACUGGUUCCAAGAACCAGAAGUUGAACAAAUCCACGCAAGCUAUCUGUUUCAAUCUGUUAGAUCAACCUGACUCCCAAGGUAUUUGGGCUGCGAAGCUAACCAGAGAACUGUGGAGAAGAGGUAUUUGGGAUGACUCCCGUGCAGUUGAAAUCAUGACCCAAGCUGCAUUGCACAAUGAUGCGAAGAUUGCCAUCAGUGGUGUUAUGUUUUUCCUAGACGCAGACAGGGAACGUGAAGAGACAUUCGAGGAGAAAUCAGAUGACGAAGAUGCUAUUGAUAUCAAUGCUCUAAAACAUAAGAUGCAAGUCAACAAGAAAACUGGUAGAAGAGGUAAGAAGUUAGAGAAUGCCGUCAAGACCAUUAAAAAGAAGAACAAGAACGGUACCAAUCAAGCGUUUUUAAAUUUCAGUGCUAUUCAUCUAUUGAGAGACCCACAAGGUUUUGCUGAAAAGUUGUUCAAGGAGCAUCUGUCGGGCAAGAACAGCAACAAGUUCUCACUUGAACAGAAGAUCUCGCUGAUGCAGCUACUUUCGCGUAUGAUUGGUACACACAAGCUGAUUGUGCUAGGUAUCUACACAUUCUUCUUGAAGUAUCUAACGCCCAAGACCAGGGAUGUCACCAAGAUCAUGGCCGCUAGUGCGCAGGCCUGUCACGACCUAGUCCCACCGGAGACGCUGAACGUGUUAGUGCGUAAGAUCACAGACGAGUUCGUCUCUGAUGGUGUUGCUUCCGAAGUAGCAGCCGCAGGGCUGAACACCAUCAGGGAGAUAUGUACCCGUGCCCCAUUAGCCAUCGAAGAGACAUUACUGCAGGAUCUUGUUGAGUACAAGGGCUCGAAGGCGAAAGGUGUCAGCAUGGCUGCCAAGGGUCUAGUGUCUCUGUACAGAGAAGUAGCGCCUGAGAUGUUGAAGAGGAAAGACCGUGGUAAAGUUGCGUCUAUGGAGUUGCAAGAGGCGAAGAGAAGCGGCACUGAGAGAGACAACAGGAAGCUGCAAUUCGGUGUUGAGAACACUGUUCAAGGUAUCCAAGGUAUCGAGCUGCUUGCGAAGUGGAAGAAGGAGCAAGAGGCCAAUGGUGAGGCUGUUGAUGACGAUGACGACAAGAACUGGGAAGUGGAAGACAUGGAGGAGGAAGACGAUGUUGACGGUGAAUGGGUGACCAUGGAUAGUGACAAGGAGUACGACGUGGACAUGGAGGACAGCGACGACGAAAAGAAGUCCGAGGAGAAGUCCGAGGAGAACCCCGAGGAGAAGCCCGAGGACAAGAUCGACCCUGAGAGUGCGUUCAGAGAGAUAGCGUCCAGCAGAAUCCUGACGCCCGCUGACUUCGCCAAGUUACAAGAACUGCGUACAGAGGAAGGUGUUGCCAAGCUGAUGGGUAUGAGAAACGAGAAGAACGAAGAAGUUGUCGAUGCAGGGCUGUUGACUGGUCCUGUGAAGUACAAGCAGACCAGGGAGGAGAGACUGCAGAAGAUCAUGGAAGGGCGUGAAGGCCGUGAGAAGUUUGGUUCAAGAAGAGGUAAGAGAGACAACGCGAGAUCCACUACCAACAGGGAGAAAGAAAGGCGGAAGAACUUCGUCAUGUCCAUCCACAAGAGAAGUGUGCGUGGUAAACAGAAGAUGUCUCUGAGAGACAAGCAAAAGGUCCUACGGGCGCACAUCACCAAGCAAAAGAAGAAGGGUCAUUAG